AUGGGUGUGAUGGCCGUCGGUCUAUUCAUCACGAUUCUCCUCCUUUUCCAUCAAAUUUCUUCGUCGAUUCAACAAAGCAAUCAAUUGGAUCAAUUCACAGAUUCCAAGGUCGCCGAAAUGUCAAGGACCAUCUCCGCAUUGAAGGCCGAUUUAAAAACUCAAAAUACGGAAGUGAGAGAUGGAAAAGCCAAGAUUGGAAAGCUCGAAAGGAAAAUCAACGCGUUGCAGAGCAAGAUCUCUAGCUUUGAAACUCAAAUACAAUUUGAAAGGGAAAAAAAAACGAUCGAAAUUGCGAAGUUGCAUGCAGAUUUAAAUCGAACGAUGAAUCUCUUGAAUCUGUAUCGGGAUGGAUGGUCGUAUUUGGCAAAAACCGCUUCUUGGUACAAGGUUAUCGAUCAAGAAAUUACAUUUGAUGAAGCCGAGGCAUAUUGUGCGAGUCGAAAGAGCCAUUUAGUCACAAUUCACAGUCAGGAAGAGAACGAUUUUGUUCAAGAACUCGCGGAAACUGUUCAUUCGACUACUGGCUUCUGGAUAGGACUGAAGAGAAAUCCGAACCAAGGAAAAGCUUUGGAAUGGACGGAUGGAAGUUCGGUGGAUUUCACGAAUUGGUAUCCGGGAGAACCGGCUUCGAGAACCCACUCUACGCUUCUGAGCCACGAUGGGAAAUGGCAGCCAUCACCGGAAAGAAAUCGUGUGAGUCGCGAGAAUCUGCUCAGAAAGUACAAUGUGAGCAUCGAGAAUCUCGGAUACUUGGGACCACUUUAUAUGGCGGUUGUGCCUCUCUUCUUUGAAUACCUUCCAUGUUUCACGAAUGUCGCGGCUGGACCGUUAGGUUUUCCAUAUUACGAAGAAAUUGGCUAUUAUCAACCGAUCUUUGUCUCAUUGUAUCCAUUCAUCGAUUCAACGAUGGUUUUCGUUGGGUUCAGGGAUUACCGGAAUCGUAUCCUUUCCUCGAGGCCCAUUCAAUCUCUUCGAAAUCUCAAACGUUCGCGGAUCUUCCCCUCAAGAUCCGGCUCACAAUACCAAAAC
Mesorhabditis belari is the source of this 1029-nucleotide messenger RNA. The record is from the annotation of a GenBank genome assembly. NCBI's taxonomy places the organism in Eukaryota, Metazoa, Nematoda, Chromadorea, Rhabditida, Rhabditidae.